Dujonia railenensis is the source of this 3471-nucleotide messenger RNA. The record is from the annotation of a GenBank genome assembly. Lineage: Eukaryota; Fungi; Ascomycota; Pichiomycetes; Serinales; Debaryomycetaceae.
AUGACAUACUUGCGAGCAAAAACAAUCCCUUCCAAUUUCAUAAUCCCACUCUCAUCCUCACAUCGAAAUCACAGGCUCAUUUCUCUUCCCAAUGGAUUAAUUUGCCUAUUGAUCUCUGAUGCUUCAAAGGAAGUAUCAGCUGCAUCUGUUUGUGUUUCAGCAGGGUCGUCUGAGGAUCCUGAUGCAUUGCCAGGAUUGGCACAUUUAUGUGAGCAUAUGCUCUUUGCUGGAACUGACGAGUUCCCUAGCCCUUCAGGUUUUUUUGAAUCGGUCACCAAGGCAGGUGGUUCGUGCAAUGCAUUUACGACUGGGUUCAGGACAACCUUUGAAUUUCAAUUACCAUCUGACGCUACCAAUGGGGAAAAUGGACAUCCUUUGUAUCACAAAAUGCUAGAAAACUUUGCUAGUUUCUUUAAAAGCCCAAUAUUUGAUCCAAAGUAUAUUGAAAUGGAAAUAAAGAAUGUGGAUAAUGAGCAUCAACUGAAUAAGUCGGACACCAACAAAAUUAUGUACUAUGGUCUAAAGUUAUUUGCUAGCGAUGGCCAUCUGUUUAAGAGGUUUUCUACGGGAAAUCUCGAAAAUUUCAAUAGAACAAAGUUAUCCCUGAUAAGAUCGAAGCUAAAGGAAUAUUUCGAAACCAAUUUCUUGGCUGACCGAAUGAGGUUGGUCUUGAUUGGACCACAGCUGGCAAAUCAGUUACAAAAAUUGGCAAUUCAAUAUUUCGACGGAAUUAAAGGAGAAGGGAAAGCGGAAACAGAGGCUCUGUCAUCGGUUUCUAUUCGUAGUAGGCUCAGCUUCAGCGAUGUGAUGAGCAGAUCCAAUAGAUCUGAUAAAUCUAUUAGUGUAAGUUUGGAUAAUAAACUUGCUGACACCAAAGAUAACGACAUGAGUAUACAUAAUAAUAAAAUUUUUAAGACGGGAAAGGUACUAUUCAUAAAGUCUGACACCUCUAAAUCAAUCUUAAGACUUGUUUUUCCAAUUGAGAAUACUUCCCAAAAAUUAAAGUACUACUCCAAAAUCUGGUCUAGUUUGCUAGGAGACGAGUCAAAGAAUUCAUUGUUUAUACAGUUGGAUGGUUGUCUAACCUCGAUAUACGCUUACACUCUGAAUCCCACUCAGAACGCAGAUAUCUUCAUCUUGGAAUAUGGGUUAACUAAGAAGGGUUUGCGUUGCCUCUUUGAAAUACUUACCGUCACCUUCAACUAUAUCAGCUCCUUUCUUUCCUCUAAGAGAGAACUAAUAUCAGCUUAUCUUACCCAGUUUUUAACAAUAGAUAAGCUAAAUUUCUACUUCAAGGACUUGCACCCAUCUCCGAUGGAGGAAUCUGGAGAAUUGGCAGGUUCUUUACAAGGCCUUUUUGGUACUGGAAAUGAUGAUAUAAUAGCUGGGAAUAUAUGUUACGAGAAUUUGGAGCUGUUCGAUAUAGAUGAGUUCAUCGUUAAAUCAAAGGAAAUUAUGACGUUUUCGAAUUUUAACGUAAUCCUCAUGAGUCAGAGAGAAGCUGUAUUAAAGGACAUAGUAGCUAAAAGUGACUUAAAGUACAUAAAUGAAUUGAAAAGUGACCCGUUUUAUGGCUUUAACUAUAAUUUGUCUGACAUUGAUGUACUCAGAUUUUACAGCAACUGCAACGAACUUAAUUCUUACUUUCCUAUUGAAAACCAAUUCUUAGCAUAUACACUCUCAGACAUUAGCACAAUGUCCAAAGAGUUGACACAGAUGUCAUCUGAUCCAGAUCCUCUGUGUAAUAAAUACACCGUUAAAGAUUCACUGAAUUUCCUGGAACCCAAAUUAAUGAAAACUGCAAACAAUAUUGAGCUAUGGUAUAAGUAUCAACAUCAUAUGUCUGAGAGGGUAAUGGUUUCAUUCGAAAUAUCAAAUAACUCCUCUGUACCAUUGGUCUGUAAGUCAACGAUUGCUAUAGAAUUGAUGUGCUACCUCAUCGGUAAUUCUCAAUUGGGGACUGAAUUAUAUACUGCAGAGCAAAUUGGAUAUACAUGGAGCAUCCUUCCUAAUGUGAACGGCAAUAAUUCUAUCUCAGGAACAGUCACUGGUUUAACAUAUGGUAUUGAUAUGGUUUUGGGUAAGAUAUGGGAAGUAAUUUUUAAUUUACCAAACUUCCUAAGAACUUUAUCAUAUAUUAACUUACUGAAGAGUAGGAUUUCUAUAAGAAAAAAGUAUCAAGAAAUGAUAACAAGUGGUGGUAGCGUUGAACAAAUAUUAGCUGGGACUCAGUCGUUAUUGGAAGUUGGCAUUUGGAGUAUUGACGAAAGGCUAGAAAUUCUUGAAGAAUUGGAGUUACAUGAUUUGAUUGAAUUGGGACAGCAGCUAGUUAGUAGUUCAGACACAAUGACUACCGUUUUUAUUGAAGGUGAUAUUGAAGAAUCUUUAGCACCCAAAUUCAUUGAUAUAUUUGGAGACAGGAAUCAUGCGAAUCUUCAACAAGAUGAGGACGACAUGAUUCCUUCUUAUUACGUGGAAAAUCAAAAUUUUGGUAGUUACUUGGUUCCAGGAGAGCAGUACGCUUUCUCAUCGGAUGCUCCAAAGGAGUCCCAGACAAACACAGUAAGUACUUAUGUUCAGAUUGGAGAAAGAGACUCAUUGUUUGACAGAACAUUCACUAAAUUAUUAUCUAUUUUACUCCAGUCUCUUGCUCCAAUGGAGCUCCGCAUGAAGAGAAAUCUUGGAUACAAUAUUUACACGGGACAAAGAAUCAACAGAACAACAAUUGGUGUAUAUAUAAUUAUAAUCAGUCGAACUUACGAAACGGAGUAUCUAGCACAACAAAUUAAUGAGUUUCUAUACGAAUGGUGUAUUGAGUUGGAAAAGCUGUUGGGAAGUAAAGACUCAACUAUAUUUGAAGAAAAAAUAUUGCAACCACUUUUGGACAACUUUGAUAAACCAGACUUAGGAGGUGUAGGUUCGUCUAAUAUAAAUUUUGGACUACUAUCCCCCAUAGGAAGUGAUUCCAAGCCAUCUGGUGAUAAAUUCAUACAACAUAAAAACUGUUGGACACAAAUAAUUGACAGGACUUAUCGUUUCAAAUCAAUAUGCGGAGAAGAAGAAAUAGAUUGCGAAUUGAUCCGCAAUAUGACGAGUAAGGAGUUUCUACAGGUAUUUCAAGAAAAAAUAUCUCCAUUCUCGACAAAGAGGGCUUCUGUCACCAUUAAUUUGAAUAGUAGAGUGGUCUUAAAUGAAAAAAUGAAACAAAUAACUGAGUUUCUUAACUCUAAAGGGCUCCAUGAGGUGUUGACACAUUCUGAAAUAGAGAGGGUUGCAAAAUCAUCAAACUAUAUCCAAGAGAUAUUCAAAGAAAUUAAAAUUAAAGGGGCCAAGUACAGGUUUAUAAGAAAGGCAAAAUCAGAAUCAUUGGCAAUGUUAUUUAUGAGUAAAGCCCAAAAAAUAGAAUUCCCAAAACAUAGAGCUGUUUCUACUGAACAGUUUCACAGUGAAUGUACAAGGCUAAGUAGAUAA